UGAGAAGAUUUUGGGGCAGCUAUGGCGUCCGCGCUCGCGAGAAUCUCCCAGCUCCCGCAAUUGCCAGGAUUUCCUUCCUCGCGAGGGAUGAAGAAAUCUCUCCUCCACGCGAAUGCCCUAGCUCGAUCGCCUCGAAUUAGGUCAGCGGCAGCGGGCAUGGAGGUUGAGGUGAAGCUCACGCUCCCGGACGAUCGAUCGCACGCCCGGCUCGCGGAGAUCCUCUUGCCCUACUUCAAGAUCAAGCACGAGCAGGAGAAUCUCUUCUUCGACGGUGCCAAUGCCGAGCUCUCGGCGCGGCGCGCGGUUCUUCGCCUGCGCUUCUACAACGGCGAUGCGCGCUGCGUGGUGUCGCUCAAGGCGCGCGCGAUCCUGGAGAAUGGUGUGAGCCGGGUGGAGGAGAGCGAGGAGGAUCUGGACGCCGCCACCGGCAGGGAAUGCGUGGGCGAUCCAUCCAAGCUCCCGGCGGUGACCAGCGCGAUCGUCCAGAGAGUGGUGCGCGAAUUCGGGGUCACGGAAUUCGUGUGCCUGGGGGGAUUCAAGAACACGCGCCAGGUUUUCGAGUGGGAGGGCGAGAAGCUGGAGCUGGACGAGACGCGCUACGCGUUUGGGACAGCGUACGAGGUGGAGUGUGAGACGCCGGAUCCGGAGAGAGUGAGGGCGAUGCUCGAGGAGUUCUUGGGCGUCCAUGGGAUUCCUUUCUCACACUCGGUGGCGUCCAAGUUUGCGGUGUUUCGAUCUGGAAGGCUGCCCAGCGAUGAGAUGAUGGAAUGAGAGAGAAGAACUGUUUUAUUAAAUAAAAUUUAGGGUUCUUCAA
Messenger RNA from Selaginella moellendorffii, 814 nucleotides. RefSeq names its product triphosphate tunel metalloenzyme 3. The transcript has a single exon. The record is from RefSeq and is a predicted model, not a curated record. NCBI's taxonomy places the organism in Eukaryota, Viridiplantae, Streptophyta, Lycopodiopsida, Selaginellales, Selaginellaceae. The coding region runs from base 22 to 771 and encodes 249 amino acids.